Protopolystoma xenopodis is the source of this 471-nucleotide messenger RNA. The record is from the annotation of a GenBank genome assembly. Lineage: Eukaryota; Metazoa; Platyhelminthes; Monogenea; Polystomatidea; Polystomatidae.
UCACGCUUCACUCGACUCAAGCCGAUUCGGCAGCAACACUCAAGCCGAAAUCCUGUUGGGAACGGCGACCGCUCUAUUCUAUCUCCAUUCAACGGUUGUCGCUCAACUGAGACUGGUGAUCCGCUCCUCUCGAUCAACGGAACCGCAAGCUGCCAGACGGUGCUGUCUGGUCGACAUGGCGCCAUAGCGACAACUGGCGAACACGAGCCAGUCUCCGUGACGAACGAGAUCGACUCGUUUGUGCGUCGGAUGCCCUCGCUCUGCUGGGGCCCGGAACAUGUGGAGCAUUGGCUGACACGCUAUGUCGAACUGCCGGGCGGCUGCCUCGAGGCGACUAAGCGUAUUGCCAUCGACGGCAAGCAGUUAAUAUCGCUUUCCGACUCCAAGGCCGAGAAGCUGUUGGUGCUCAAGUCAGUUAUCUGUCAUUUAAUGCAGAUUUAUUACUACUCACUACUCGCCAGUUCUGUCUAA